Messenger RNA from Aspergillus candidus, 594 nucleotides. Its product is annotated as cytochrome c oxidase subunit 6B family protein. Gene Ontology annotation, cellular component: mitochondrion; respiratory chain complex IV; mitochondrial intermembrane space. The transcript has 2 exons. Lineage: Eukaryota; Fungi; Ascomycota; Eurotiomycetes; Eurotiales; Aspergillaceae. Gene Ontology annotation, biological process: mitochondrial respiratory chain complex IV assembly. The coding region runs from base 76 to 426 and encodes 116 amino acids. The record is from RefSeq and is a predicted model, not a curated record.
UCUUAAGACCACCACUCAAUCUCUCUCUCUCUCUCUUUCAUUCUUUCCUCCCCUUUCAAAUCCGAAACAAUCAACAUGGGCUGGCUCCCUUGGUCCUCUUCCUCCUCCACCGACACCUCCAAAGCCUCCGACGGCGGCCGCAUCGCACCGGACCGCACCUCCCGCGAACGAUGCUGGGAAGGCCGCGAUAAGUUCUUCACCUGUCUGGAUAACAACAACAUCCUGGACGCGCUCAAGAACGAGAAGGAAGCGCAGAGUAAAUGCGGGAGUGAGUUGGCGGAGUUUGAGGGCGCAUGCGCUAAGGCUUGGGUCAAGUACUUCAAGGAGAAGCGCGUGAUGGAAUAUAACCGGGAUAAGACGAUCGAGAAGAUCAAGAAGGAGGAUGCUGCCAGUUUGAAGACUCAGGGUUGGUCUGGGUCGAAAUAACCGAUGCGGUCAGAGAGACAAGGAAAGGAAGGCAGCAAUGAGGGAACGAUGGUGAUGCUGUUUUAUAGAUCGAAGGUACUCUUAUCUUCGUAUUGUACAAUACCUACUUACUACCUAGCAUAAUGACUAUCCAAUGUAUAUCAACGUCAAUGCAUGUCAAAACUACCG